GAAGGCAGCAACACCAGAUCCAAGAUGGUGGCCAGCAGGAGGCUGAUGAAGGAGCUUGAAGAAAUCCGCAAAUGUGGAAUGAAAAACUUCCGUAACAUCCAGGUUGAUGAAGCUAAUUUAUUGACUUGGCAAGGGCUUAUUGUUCCUGACAACCCUCUAUAUGACAAGGGAGCCUUCAGAAUCGAAAUCAACUUUCCAGCAGAAUACCCAUUCAAACCACCUAAGAUCACAUUUAAAACCAAGAUCUAUCACCCCAACAUCGAUGAAAAGGGACAAGUCUGUCUGCCAGUAAUCAGUGCUGAAAACUGGAAGCCAGCAACGAAAACCGACCAAGUAAUCCAGUCUCUCAUAGCACCGGUGAAUGACCCCCAGCCUGAGCACCCGCUUCGGGCUGACCGAGCUGAAGAAUACUCUAAGGACCGUAAGAAAUUCUGUAGGAAUGUGGAAGAGUUUACAAAGAAAUGUGGGGAAAAGUGACCUGUGGACUAGAAUCUGCCACGAUUGAUUCCAGCAAAUGUGAGCAGAGACCCCGAGCAGUGCAUUCAGACACCCCGCAAAGUAGGACUCAGUGGAAAAUUGACACGGGCCACCACCUGGCGUUUGCUUGUGGCAGUUACUAACUUUCUACAGUUUUCUUAAUCAAAAGUGGUGUUAGGUAACCUGUAAAGAAAGGAUUAAAAAUUUAAGAUGUU
Pipistrellus kuhlii (Kuhl's pipistrelle) is the source of this 692-nucleotide messenger RNA. Its product is annotated as ubiquitin-conjugating enzyme E2 L3-like. Bases 25 to 477 code for a protein of 150 amino acids. The transcript has a single exon. Lineage: Eukaryota; Metazoa; Chordata; Mammalia; Chiroptera; Vespertilionidae. The record is from RefSeq and is a predicted model, not a curated record.